Molecule: messenger RNA, 1709 nt
Organism: Caenorhabditis elegans
Lineage: Eukaryota; Metazoa; Nematoda; Chromadorea; Rhabditida; Rhabditidae
Gene: cest-34
Product: Carboxylic ester hydrolase
Exons: 8
Coding region: 2-1654 (550 amino acids)
Molecular function (GO): carboxylesterase activity
Source: RefSeq, marked reviewed
AAUGGGAGGAUAUCUUUCAUAUUUGAAGCCUGAACCACUUGGAACGGUUCUCAAUACUUCCUGCGGGCCUGUUCUAGGAAACCUCUAUCGUCAUGGAGACAAAGAGGUUCAUGGAUACUUAGGAAUGCCAUACGCCAAGCCUCCAACGGGCGAAAUGCGAUUUGCAAAACCAGUCCCCGCGGAUGACUGGACAGAAACUAGAGACUGUACUAAAUAUGGUCCCAGAUGCCCACCUUCUGGGCAAGGACUCGAAAAAGGAAUGUUCGUGAAUCCAGAUGAGCCUGAUGAGGCAAAUGGGCUGUCUGUAAAUGUUUUUGUUCCGGGAUGGGAGUCCAGUGAAUAUAAAAAUGCGCGCCCAGUGAUGGUAUAUGUGCACGGUGGUGGAUUUGAAAUUUCUUCAUCCAGAGAAUUUUGUGAUUAUUCUAUUUCAAGCACUCUUCCAAUGAAAGAUGUUAUCCUUGUCACUAUGAAUUAUCGCCUUGGAAUUCUUGGAUUCUUUACUACCGGAGAUGAAGUUUGUCCUGGAAACUUUGGAUUAUGGGAUCAAACUCUCGCUUUACAAUGGGUUCAAAAACAUAUUGCCUCAUUCGGAGGGGACCCAAAUAAUGUCACACUUUUUGGGCAGAGUGCAGGUGGAGCUUGCGUAGAUCUUCUCACGUUGAGUCCGCAUUCUAGAGAUCUUUUCCAAAAAGUGGUUCCGAUGUCCGGAUCAGCGAUGUGUGAGUUUGCAAUGCGUACUGCAGAAAAUGAAGCACACGUUUUUGAUGAUAUUCUGGCCAGGCUAGGUUUUACAGGAUCAGGAUCAAAAGAAAGACUAGAAUUCAUGAGAAGCCUGCCAUGUGAUAAAAUUACUGGAAAAACAGGAUAUACAUAUAAACAGUCUGGAUUCAUGAGCUUGUGCCCCAAUUACGAUGGGGAUUUCUUCCCGAAACCAUUGGAUGAGUUGAGAAAAGAUGCUUCAAAACGGAUUUUGAUGACCGGAAUAGUUGGGAACGAGGGGCUUCUGUUUGCAUUCGACCGCAAUACGCCAUACAAAGAUUACACGGAUCUUUUGAGAUUGAAGAUAGAAGAAGAUUACAAAGAAGACGUCGUAGAUGAUGUUGAAGGAAUUCGUAAAGAAAUUUUCGAAUACUACACAAAAAAUAUUUCUGAAGGAGAUGAAGAAGCCAUAAUGAGAAAAGCUGCAGAAUUUGUUGGAGACUCCAUUUUCCAUACAGGAGUUCGUGCAACUGCUCAGAAUGCCGCAGAGCACGGGGACGAAGUUUGGCUCUAUAAUUUCGAUUACUGCAAUCCGGAUGGAUUCGCUCCACUCAAGGGUUAUCUGCCAUACAUAGAACCAACGCACGGAAUGGAGCUUCGGUAUCUGUUCGGUGACGGAAUAAUCAGCAAGUUUGAGCCAACGGAAGAAGAACUCAAGAUGCUUGACAAAUUCACAACAAUGUUCGCUAACUUUGCCAAAUACGGAAAUCCAAAUGAAACUGGCUCCAGUGCAUGGGAAAAGUUCGAUCCGGCCCGUCCUGGAAGACAUUAUCGCAUCAGUUAUCCAAACAGCGGAAUGGAGGAUGAGUUCAGUGGUGGAAGAUGGAAAUUCUUGGAAGAGAUCCGAAAGAAGAACAAAUCAUUCCAACAAAAUGUAUAUGGAAAGAAAAUUUGAAGACAUAUUUGUUUCAUUAUGAUGCUUGAAGAUUCAAUAAAAAUUUAUUGAAUAA